Messenger RNA from Acomys russatus (golden spiny mouse), 792 nucleotides. RefSeq names its product homeobox D12 (gene Hoxd12). Gene Ontology annotation, biological process: regulation of DNA-templated transcription. Bases 1 to 792 code for a protein of 263 amino acids. The record is from RefSeq and is a predicted model, not a curated record. Gene Ontology annotation, molecular function: sequence-specific double-stranded DNA binding; DNA-binding transcription factor activity, RNA polymerase II-specific. Lineage: Eukaryota; Metazoa; Chordata; Mammalia; Rodentia; Muridae. The transcript has 2 exons.
AUGUGCGAGCGCAGUCUCUACAGAGCUGGCUAUGUGGGCUCGCUUCUGAAUUUGCAGUCACCGGACUCUUUCUACUUUUCCAACCUGCGGCCCAAUGGCAGCCAGUUGGCCGCUCUUCCGCCCAUCUCAUACCCUCGCAGCGCGCUGCCCUGGGCCACUACGCCCGCCUCGUGCACCCCUGCCCAGCCUGCCGCCGCCUCUGCCUUUGGAGGCUUCUCUCAGUCUUACUUGACCGGCACUGGGCCUCUUGGCUUGCAGUCACCAGGCGCCAAGGACGGACCCGAAGAACAGCCUGAUGCAGCCACCUCAUCUGAGGAACGGAGCCGGACUAGGCCGCCCUUCGCCCCCGAGUCUAGUCUGGCUCACUCGGCUCUUAAAGGCACCAAGUAUGACUACGCAGGUGUGGGCCGGGUCUCUGCGGGCUCUGCGACCCUGCUCCAGGGCCUCCCCUGUGCCUCCAGCUUCAAAGAAGACACCAAAGGCCCGCUCAACUUGAACAUGGCAGUGCAAGUGGCCGGGGUAGCCUCUUGCUUGAGAUCUUCGCUGCCCGACGGCCUGCCGUGGGGAGCGGCCCCAGGGAGGGCCCGCAAGAAGAGGAAACCUUAUACGAAGCAGCAGAUUGCUGAGCUGGAAAACGAAUUCCUGGUCAAUGAAUUCAUCAACCGGCAGAAGCGUAAGGAAUUGUCCAACAGGCUGAACCUCAGCGACCAGCAGGUCAAAAUCUGGUUCCAGAAUCGGCGUAUGAAGAAAAAACGUGUCGUGCAGCGCGAGCAGGCACUGGCGCUCUAUUAG